AUGGCGUUGCAUCGCGCGAUAGUGAACGAGCCAACCGCCAGAGAACAUGAAGUCCUCAAAAUUGCGUAUGAUGGCCUCCGAAUUACGGAAGAGCAGCUUCAAGAUGUGGAGCGUGAGAUCUGUCGUUUGAUGUCCGCCAAGAUGAUGUGGUUCCCCGAGCAAUCCAGUUUAUCACGCGACUUUCAUCAGAAAUGGGAUGAAGGUUUCGGGGACGGAGACCUGCCCCCGUCAGAAUGGUGGAAAUGGGCAGCCCACAAUGGUCUCUUCGAGUCCGUGGAUAAUCUGGACCGAGAACUGGAGAAAGCAAAUGCAUCAAAGGCAAAGUUUGAGGGUGUUCAAAGUGCUCUUCGAUGCUGCAUCAACAACUUGUCGCGUCCGUAUCUGCGAAACUUAAAUAUUCUGGACUUGCCUAACGAGAUUCUUCUCAAGGUCUUCGAGUUCGUGGAAGACAAGUUUGAAUUCCCAUUGCUAUUGCCAUUCUACCGUCAAGGCACAAAGGAUAUCAAGAACAUACGCCUGGUCUGUUGGCGAUUCUGUAACCUGAGCUCGCAGCUGCUCGUCCGUGUUGUGCGUGUCAACUUCAAUGAGCUAUCACUUGCGCGCCUAGAAGAGAUUUCUCGCCAUCCCACUAUCUCCAAAGGCGUUCGUGCCGUUCAAAUUGUCCUUCAUUUUUACAACUUCUCAUUCACCGACUUCCACCGGUUCAUUUCAUACCAAGCAGACGAAGUUGAAAACCAUGUUGACCCUUUCGACCACGCGAAGAUGUGGGAGAGUUUGGACAUACCCGAGCAGACAGCAUUGGAAAUGGUUUCAAAUGGAAGGGCGGUUAUAUCUACACUACGUCGACUUGAGUUAGCUGAUCCUGAUGAUAACAGCGGAUAUUGUGAGGGCGACGAAGAUCAUCGAGCACGUCUGGGAGAAAUACAUCGACAGUAUCUGAUCCUUCUGGAGAAGCAGGAGUCACUAAUAAGAACCAAAAAGUUAUCUCAAACUGUUGGCUCUGCAAUUUCCAGGAUGCUGGGGCUGUGGAAGCUAGACUUUAACGAUACGGAUUUUGAAUCCUUGAAGGACCGGCGACUGAUGGUACCUGGGGGCAGUAUCUGGGAUGCACUACAUCGUUACAUGCUCCAGCCAAUAACCGGCGAUGAUGCAAAGAAACAUGGGCUCGAGCUACCUAAUUAUCAAUGCAUCGUCAAUGUGAUAGAUUCUGUCCGAAGAGCGGGUACAUUGCUUGACAACAUCGAUAUCAAGCUGUCAACUCUGGGAUAUCCUGGGAGCUUAGCGCUGGCUCCGGAUAUCCGACGAGAGUUUUCGUCCAGAAUGCAGCAGCUGAAGGAAUUUGCAUUCUCGUUUGAGGGCAAUCUUACGGAGCAAGACGCAGAUGAUCUUAGCAAAUUCCUGUCUGCCUUCUUGGACACAUCAAGCCUACAAAAUCUCAGAUUGCAUAUGAGAGGCGAGGAGGCCGAAGCGGCAAGAAUUGACGUGGGCCAAAUCAUAGGGUCAAAGUCCAGACAUAAGUUGAUCGACAUCUCCUUUGACCAAGUCGCCAUGGAUCUUCCUAGGCUGCUGCGCUUCCUCGAACGGCUGCCGCAAUCAAUCCACUGCAUCCACCUGCGGGAUGUCCGUUUGCUUAGUGGUACCUGGAAAGAGGCUCUGGAUGCGCUUCGGAAGAAGAGAUCUCGUGUUGUGCUAUUUAGCGAGCCGCAGGGCGCCGAGUGUGACAAUAUGCCACGCGAAGUCUACGAAAGUAUAUUCAGUACGGAGAACUGCGACGUCAGCAAUGCCGAGCGUUACAUCAGGAACUGGAUCCCGUGGGAACCCAAUCCCCUGCAGGCGCUUGAGGACGGGCUUUACAAUGCGAACUGA
Messenger RNA from Histoplasma mississippiense, 1866 nucleotides. RefSeq lists its product with no specific name. The coding region runs from base 1 to 1866 and encodes 621 amino acids. Lineage: Eukaryota; Fungi; Ascomycota; Eurotiomycetes; Onygenales; Ajellomycetaceae. The record is from RefSeq and is a predicted model, not a curated record. The transcript has a single exon.